Molecule: messenger RNA, 1303 nt
Organism: Alnus glutinosa
Lineage: Eukaryota; Viridiplantae; Streptophyta; Magnoliopsida; Fagales; Betulaceae
Product: homeobox-leucine zipper protein ATHB-12-like
Exons: 2
Coding region: 181-909 (242 amino acids)
Biological process (GO): positive regulation of DNA-templated transcription
Cellular component (GO): nucleus
Molecular function (GO): sequence-specific DNA binding; DNA-binding transcription factor activity, RNA polymerase II-specific
Source: RefSeq, a predicted model, not a curated record
UACCUGAAAGCAACAGCGAAGAAAUUUCUUCAUGGCCAACUAUAUAUCCUACAGCCCAUCCCCUUUAGCAGAGUUCUAAAGCACAUUCAUCCGAGGGGAAAGAGAGUGAUAUCUUCUAUCCAUAUUUAGCUGUAAGAAUUUCAUAACAAUGAAUUCCCAUCAAAAUUGCGAAACAUAGUGAUGGAAGGGAAGAAAGAGUACACGAAUACUCCAGUGGUGCCAGAUGGAGAAUAUGAAACCUUCACCUGCCCACAGCCCCCCAUAACUCCAAGAAAGAGGAAGAACAAGAUAAAAAACAAGAGGAGGUUUAGUGACGAACAAAUUAAGUCACUGGAGUCCAUUUUUGAAUCAGAGACAAGGCUUGAGCCUAAGAAGAAGGUGCAGCUGGCAAGAGAGCUCGGGCUGCAACCUCGCCAGGUAGCCAUAUGGUUUCAGAACAGAAGGGCUAGAUGGAAGUCAAAACAGAUAGAGCAAGAAUACAGAACGCUCAAGGAUGAUUAUGACAAUCUAGCAUCCAAGUUUGAGUCAUUAAAGAAAGAGAAGCAAUCCUUGCUCAUACAGUUGCAGAACCUAGGUGAUCUGCUUGGAAAAAAUCAUGAUGGGAGUGGGAAUAGCGAGGGUUUGGAAGGAAGUAGCAGAGUCGGUGGAUCAGAUAAUGUGAACAUUAAUAGUGAGACUAAAGGAAAGCAGAGUUGCUUAAAGAAGGGAGUGGAACAAGGUAGUGUAAUGUGUCCACGUGAAGAUAAGAACGACAUUGGAAACUUUGGGGAGGAAGGACACAGACUUUUGAACAUGACUGAACAUGGACAUGGUUCCUUGGCAUCACUUGAAAAAUGGUACAGUUAUGAUUCGGGUGGUAUGUUUGAUCAGUUAUGUAGCAGUCCAUACUGGUUCAAUUCUUGGACUUGAAAAAUGCACCUUGCCUACAAAAGUUGGAUGUUUAUUUGACAACUGAUUCCUCAUGCUGGAUGGGACCUCAAAAGGAACACACGAGAGAGGGUGAAUAUGAAGUGGAUGACUCAAAUACAUCCAGAAUUGUCAGCAUGUUAACCUAUAGUAGAUUGGAAAUCUCGCACUCAUUUUGCCAGGAAGAUCAAAGGUAAACUUACACACCUUGAAAGAAGUGAAGCCAGCAAAGGAAUGGUCACCUAGAGGUUUUUUCAGGCAUGUAUGCCUGCGUGAGUAUGUGACCGUGUUGUGAGGUAAGACCACGAGCUUGUAAAAUUCUGAGAAGCAUCAAUACAGAGAGGGUGUAAGAUAUUGCUUGAAAUAAUAAAGCAGUAGAUUGUUUGAUUAUGUGAAA